Messenger RNA from Clunio marinus, 1498 nucleotides. The record is from the annotation of a GenBank genome assembly. NCBI's taxonomy places the organism in Eukaryota, Metazoa, Arthropoda, Insecta, Diptera, Chironomidae.
GUGGGGAAGUGCAUGAAUUGAUGAGCUUCUGUGAAUUUAUUGUGUUGCACUUGAAGUCAAUUAACUAAUGCCAGAGGAAUAUUUAAUAAUAAAAUCAAGUGGAAUAGCAAAUUUCAUCUGGCGUCUAACUUUGAUGGUUUUUAAUGGUUUUUCAGUCUCGUCAAAUAUUUGAAAAGAAUUCAAUGAUAUUGUUCAUUUGCUUCGAAGUCUCAUAAAGUGGUUCGUUCUUCUAAAAAAUACAAAAAUUUAAAGGAUUCUCAAGUAAUCGAUAGAUAUUCUCACACUGACUGGUGAAGUAAAAACUGACCACGCGAGUUAAAGAUAUGUCCCCAAAUAUUUGUCUAGCGCUAAAACCACUAAAUUGAAAGUGUCUGAAUAGAUCUUUUUUAAUGCUCAGAAUAUACUCAAGAGAAAACAAACAAAAAAUUAAAUGAUUUAAUUUCGCGAGACAUUUUUGUGUGAUUAGCGACUUUGUUACGGAAAAAAAGGAAAAGAAAAAUAAAUAAAUAAAAUUAACGAUCACCGAAACAGUGUUUGUAGUUCACCAGUUUUUUCUUGUGUGAUUUCUUUUUUUUUGUUUAAUAUUAGUUUAAUUGAUAAUCAAAAUAAGAGAUGGUGAAGUUUAUGUGGAUGGCCUGCAUUUUGGUGCUUAGUUUAGAAAUCACAAGCAGUUGGAAAUAUGACAGACUUCCGAGACUUUAUGGCGACAAGCUUCAGUUUCGAUUCAUUUCACCACGCAAUAGAAAAGUACAACGACGUCUGGUGAUGUUACACGAUUUCUUUAGGACAAAGGUUUCACCACCAGCUGCUAAUAUGUUAUCGAUGCGCUGGCAUCAAGGAGCUGCCAAGGCAGCACAGAAAUGGGCAAACAAAUGUCAACUCCUGACACACGACACUCCAAAAGGUCGUUGGAUACCUAAUUAUGGUGCUUGUGGUCAAAAUAUUUUCGUAUCAACACACAAAGUUCCGUGGCUGUUUGCACUUCGAACGUGGUUUUUGGAGCGCAAUAACUUUACAUAUGGAUCGCAUCGAAAUGAUUUAAAUGUCAUCGGACAUUACACGCAGAUGAUUUGGGCGUCAUCACAUAAAGUUGGGUGUGGAUUAGCGAAAUGUGCACGCGGUGGACCUCGAAAUAAGCCAUUCUUCAAUUAUGUUUGCAACUAUUGUCCGAUUGGCAAUCGCGUCGAACAAUUGGGAACUCCAUAUAAGAAAGGAAAGCCAUGUUCAAGCUGUCAACAUUCUUGUCACUCGAAAAAGAUUAGAUUGUGCUUGAAUUCCUGCAAUGCAGCUGAUCUUUGGGCAAAUUGUCGGGAACUUCAUAAAACAUGGCCUGGAUGGCUUUGUCAAACGAACACUACAGAAGGGAUACAAAGACGACGUAAUUGCCUAGCAACGUGCAAUUGUCAAGGAAAAAUUCACGAUUAAGUAAAUUAAAUUAACAAAAAUCAUCAUUUGUAUUGCUGACUUGGUCCAAGAAAAUAAAAGAAAAAUACGAUAG